Messenger RNA from Paracoccidioides lutzii Pb01, 183 nucleotides. RefSeq lists its product as hypothetical. The record is from RefSeq and is a predicted model, not a curated record. The transcript has 2 exons. Bases 1 to 183 code for a protein of 60 amino acids.
AUGGCUCGCUUUGUGCGCCCCUGGAACAUCCUUCAAACUCCACUACAUCUGCAGCAAUAUGGACCCGGUCGUGGUGCCUAUUUUGGAAUCGGCUACAUCGAGUUCGAAUCAGGUGGAUUGAACGCCAUCCAAUACGCUGAACAUAUGCGCUAUGCUACAACUCUUUCUGAUCCCUCGGAUUAA